AUUUAAAGGUGUUGCAGGGCACUUCCGGAAACAAAAGUCAAAGUUAGCUGAGUUGUCAAGAAAACGAAAUAUUGUAACUUAGGAGAAAGUAAUGGGCUAUUAUGAAAAAAUUGAUAAUUUUGUUCACUUUAAUAGUUUUGUUCUCAUACAAAAUCCAGGGUUUACAUAGAUUUUGGAACGAUAAUACUGUAAACGGAAAGAAAUAUGGUGAGUUUUCAGACGAGGAGAGAUUGGAGAUGUUGGAAGCAACAAAACGUAUGUUUCAGUUCGGAUACGACAAUUAUAUAAAGUAUGCAUUCCCGGACGACGAACUUAAUCCAAUUUACUGCAAGGGCCGGGGACAUGACCACGCCGAUCCGUCAAAUAUCAACAUAAAUGAUGCUCUGGGUGACUAUAUCCUGACACUGGUGGAUUCACUGGACACACUGGCAGUAAUGGGUAACAGCUCAGAGUUUAAGCGUGCUGUUAAGCUGGUAGUGGAGAAUUUAUCCUUUGAGAAAGCCAAUACAAUCCAAGUCUUCGAGGCAACGAUAAGGGUUCUUGGAUCACUAUUGUCUGCCCAUCUCAUCAUUACGGAUCCAGACCAACCAUUCGGAGAUAUGGUCCCUCCUCAAUAUGACAACGAGCUUCUUUCAUUGGCUAGCGACCUUGCCACAAGACUUCUUCCAGCAUUUGAAAACACAGCUACAGGAAUUCCAUUUCCCAGGGUUAACUUGAAGCAUGGUGUGCCAGAAAACAGCGUGAACACAACUUGUACUGCUGGGGCUGGUACUCUGGUACUGGAGUUUGGUGUGUUGUCACGGUUACUUGGAGAUCCGACUUACGAGUCAUUUGCUCGUCGAGCAGUGAAGAGACUUUGGUCCUUUCGUUCUAACAUAACAGGGAUGCUAGGUGAUGUGAUCAAUGUACAGACGGGGGAGUGGGUAGGUGAGAUGAGUGGUCUAGGGGCUGGACUGGAUUCCUUCUUUGAGUAUUUAUUAAAGGCAUUUAUAUUAUUUGGUGAAGAUGAGGACUUGAAAAUGUUUAAUGAAUCGUACGAAACCAUAAAAUUCCACAUGAGAAGAGGGAGACAGAGUUGCAACAAUGGCAAUGGCUAUCCUCCUAUCUAUGUGAACGUCAACAUGAAAACAGGUGUUACCUCCAACAAUUGGAUUGACUCCCUUCAGGCAGCCUGGGCAGGUGUACAGGUACUGAAGGGAGAUAUAGAGGAGGCCAUCUGUUCUCAUGCACUUUUCUACACCAUUUGGCAAAAGUAUGGGUUUUUACCAGAGAGAUUUAACUGGCACCUUAAGGCUCCUGAUGUGCUGUUUUACCCACUGAGGCCAGAGCUAGUGGAGUCCACCUACCUGUUGUACCAGGCCACCAAGAACCCAUUCUAUCUCCAUGUCGGCAGGGACAUCUUCACUAGUAUAGACGAGCAUGCUAAGGCCAAGUGUGGCUAUGGUACAGUGCAUGAUGUCAAUACUAAAUCCUUAGAGGACCGUAUGGAAAGCUUCUUCCUCAGCGAGACUUGUAAAUAUCUAUAUCUGUUGUUUGACAAAGACAAUCACGUUAACAAGGAACAGUCACGGUAUCUGUUCAGCACAGAGGGACAUUUAUUUCCAGUGGACAGAAUGUUUCGUCUUAAGCCAUGGCAGACCAAGGAAUUUAAUACAUAUGCCAAAAAGAAAAAGCGGAAAAUGGCCUCUGUAGUCAAUGUAAGACACAAUUCAACUUAUUCCAACUGUGAUAACAUUCCAGCAGAACGUCGUUACUUCAUGCCCAUACUCAGCCCCUACUUUGAGCAGAUCCAGGAAAGUGUUGGGCUGUGGUGAUCUCUAUUGUAUUGUAUGGUGAUUGGUAAGGCCUUGUAGUCAUGGUGAUGUUUGUACAUCCUUGCAAUUGUGACAAUUGUACAACUUUGUUGUCAUGGGAUGUUUGUACAUCCUUGUUAUUGUGACAAUUGUACAAUUUAGUUGUCAUGGUGAUGUUUGUACAUCCUUGUAAUUGUGACAAUUGUACAACUUUAGUUGUCAUGGUGAUGUGUGUACAUCCUUGUAAUUGUGACAAUUGUACAACUUUGUUGUCAUGGUGAUGUGUGUACAUCCUUGCAAUUGUGACAAUUGUACAACUUUAGUUGUCAUGGUGAUGUUUGUACAUCCUUGUAACUGUGACAAUUGUACAACUUCAUUGUCAUGGUGAUGUUUGUACAUCCUUGUAACUGUGACAAUUGUACAAUUUAGUUGUCAUGGGAUGUUUUUAUUUUUUGUACAUCCUUGUAAUUGUGGCAAUUUUACAGCCUUGCUGUCAUGGUGAUGAUUGUGAUAUAUCUAUUGUUUAGUCAAUGAUGACCUACUAAUUUAAAAACUGCCAUCAUUAUGAUAGUGAUUGUAAACAUCUGGUUUUUUAGGUGAUGGUUGUAUAGUACUGUUCAAUGUUUUGUACUUUGUCCACUGUCAUGAGAUGGUGGGCUAUUUGAAUUGCCUUACGUCCAUAGUACGUCAUAUGAUGUUCAUUGGUACAUUCAUCAUCCGUCUGUUAAUAAUUCUGAUAAUUGCUAUUUCAUGAGACUUUUUGGAAGGAUAUUUCUCAAAUCAUAUGUAUUGGUUCCCUUUGGUCUCUAUUUUUGAUCAUUUAAUUUUGAGUCUGAAAAAGUCUUUUUGUUUGUUUAUCAUUUCUCAGAAAUUACUUGAUGGAUCUUUCUCUAAAAUAAUAUGCAGGUAUCCCCUGGUUCCCAAUGGUGCAUGCUCAAUUUUGAGACUAAUCUCUAAGACAAACAAUUGCCAGCUUGCAUGUAGGAAUGUUUGAUAUUAAGAGAUGAAAUUUGGUGUUUUUCUCAGAAAGUUCUUAGAAGUCAUAUGUAGGUUCCCCUUUUUACCAAAUGGUUAAGAUACAUGUAGAUAGAGAAAAGAAGGGAAAAGAAGAUAAAAGAUUAGUAUCUUACAUAGAACCAAUAAAGAUCAUUCAAUGGUGGGCGCCAAGAUCCCACUGAAUUACGUUUUUGUAAUAUAAUAUCAAGAGCAAUACUAAGAUCUCAAUAUGAUUUUCAAACUGCAAACCUGCAAUUUAACUGAAUUUGUUCUUGUUUUUAAUUGUUCUGUUAUUUAGGUUUAUGUUUUCAAUUAAUUUGUUUUUAUGCAAGACACAUCAUUUGCCAAUAACAAAUCUGAAUGUAUUUCUCAAGCACAUGAAGGACAAUGUUUUACUCAACAGUCUUAUAUUGCAAUCCAGUAGAGGUGCGCAUCUCAAGCUAUGCAAAUUGUCUUAUGUGACUAAGUGUAUAUAUAUGUAAGACUGAGAAUGAGUAGAUGUUAGAGUUUACAAUCUAUUUGGAUUGAAAGAUGGUGAAAAUCAAAAAUUCAUCGUAAGCUGGCCGAGACUCCUCUUGUCGGGUCUGUAGACAGCUAGGUGAAGUUUUUAUAAAACAGUGUUGUGUCAAUACAAAUGAUGAUACAGCUUAGGUUUUUGACAUGUGUGCUCCUUGUGAUAAAACCUAUAAUAGUACUACAGUAACUGUUAACAGUUGCUGACCUUGACUAUGACCUUUGAUUACUUUAAAAAAACUUUAACCUUGGCCACUGUACAACACAGGGCUUCCAUAUUUGAAAUGUGUGUUCCUUGUGACAAGACCUUUCCAUUGGUACUACAUUUGUGGAUGAGUUGACCUUUGACUGACUUUUAAAAACUUUAACCUUGGCCUCUGUAUGUUAACUGUAUGAGAUGAGCUUUCAUACUUGAUAUGUUAUCCUGUUGACAAGACUUUACCAUAGGUACUUCAUUUGUAGACCUGCUGACCUUGACUUUGACCUUUGACCUACUACAAAAUUAUUAAAUCCAAAUUUCAACCCAGUUGGCGAGCCAUGUUGUCUUCUGACAACUUUUGUUUUAGGUAACAUCGUCAGCUGGAUUUGAUAUCUAAAUACUGUAAUGUGAUUCUUCCGCCGCCAAAUCAAAAGUGUUCUAACACACACAUUUAUCAACCAAUGUUUGCAUAUUUUUUUGGGUAACUAUUUUUAUUAGUAAUUAAGUAAAUCUUGUCUGUUAUAUUGUAGUCCUAUGAGGACAUGUAGUUUUUCAAGGAAAAGUUUGUUGAUUGCAUUUGAUAAAACAAGAUUUGACACCUGUUUGGAAAUAAUCAAAAGGUGUUUCGAAUUUACAGUUAUUAACAGUAAAUCCUGCCAAGUGCUGUAUAUUUUGUUAUAUUACAAUGGGUAUUGGCUGACAUUUGACGACUACACUAAAUUGUCACCCCUAUCAAAAUAAGGACAUGUGUAUGUCACCAAAAUACCAGAAAUGAAUUCCAUUAGCAGUUGUAAUAAAUCCAUUCCUAUUGACCCACAAAAAAUGUUUUAUGAUCAAUUAUAUGUUAUUAUUUGACAGUUGGUGACAAAUGGAUUCUGAGUUACCCCCCUUGAAUAAUGGUCUACACACUACAUGUAUUUGUAUACCUUUCCUUAUUUGAUUUUACAGCAUUUUCUUCAUAGUCAAAAAAUACCAUGCCAAUGAAUUAUCCUAAAUGAUUAUGUAUGUUGUAUUUGACAUAUGCACUUGAUAAACAUAUUUUUGUAAACCUCAUACUAAGUGCUCUUUAUAUAUGUUAACACAACACAUCUGUUACCAACCGAGAAUUUUUAAAAACCAUUUUUGUUAUGUUGUCAAAACAAGUUACAUUGGA
Pecten maximus is the source of this 4654-nucleotide messenger RNA. RefSeq names its product ER degradation-enhancing alpha-mannosidase-like protein 1. The record is from RefSeq and is a predicted model, not a curated record. Gene Ontology annotation, biological process: carbohydrate metabolic process; mannose trimming involved in glycoprotein ERAD pathway; endoplasmic reticulum mannose trimming. The transcript is spliced from 12 exons. Gene Ontology annotation, cellular component: endoplasmic reticulum; membrane. NCBI's taxonomy places the organism in Eukaryota, Metazoa, Mollusca, Bivalvia, Pectinida, Pectinidae. The coding region runs from base 102 to 1814 and encodes 570 amino acids. Gene Ontology annotation, molecular function: mannosyl-oligosaccharide 1,2-alpha-mannosidase activity; calcium ion binding.